Molecule: messenger RNA, 1533 nt
Organism: Eimeria acervulina
Lineage: Eukaryota; Apicomplexa; Conoidasida; Eucoccidiorida; Eimeriidae
Exons: 5
Coding region: 1-1533 (510 amino acids)
Source: RefSeq, a predicted model, not a curated record
AUGAGCUUUUCUCCAAUGCCAAAGACCCCCCCAAAGCCUCUUCAGUCUCGCCUUGGACCCGACUGCGGCCUCUCCCCCGACAGCCGUGCUGGAGUAGGGCUAAGGCGAGGAUGCGGCAGCGCAGGCAGCAGCACGGUCAGCAGCAGCACGAGCGGCCCUGGGGCCCGCGGCGGCGCUACGGGCCGCAGUAGCUCAGGGACUCCGUCUGCGCGCUCGACUGUAACUCGGCGUGUCAGUACACCAGUAUCUCGUCCUCUGUUGAGCCUUGGGGGGCUAUUAGGCAGCAAUUCAUUUCAUACGGAGUACCGCGAGCAGAUGAGCCCGUCCUGGUGGCUGGGGGCCGCUGCCUGCAGCUCUUCUUGGCUGCAGCUGUCGCCUCCUCCGGAAGUCAUGGAGCUUGUCGAGAAAAAGAAACUGACGGAACAGUUCAAAACUGUCGAAGGCCUCAUUGACAGAGCCGAUUAUUUGGGAGCUCUUAGGCUGCAGGCAGAUCGCCGGAAUGUUUUGCACCUUCUGGCUCUGGACGAACAGGAAAUGCAGGCGUAUCUCUGGCAGCCUCGCUUUCCGCGCAUAAUCGAUUUGAGAAAUCGGACCGGCGAAGUUCAGGCGCGCCCGCCUCCCCGCCACGCGAAUUGCAUCGUGAACCCUGUGAAUUUAUGGUUGCGUUUUUUGACGCUUUCACCUCCGCUGUAUGCAGCGCAUGCACCGUUGGCGGCGGUGUCGCCCAAGACGCCGCAGACGGGUGAGCAUUCGGGGGGGGAUUCGGGAUGCGCACAGCCCCAAGACACAGGGGAGGUUCAGGAGUAUUGUUUGGGUAGCUCUGGGGAGCAGUUUCUGCCCAUUCUGUUCGAGGAUUCGGGGGGGGCGGCGGAAUGCGUGCCACCUGAGGAGCUGCUUACGUUUGAAGAAGACGCCCUGAGAGAAGUAGCCUCCCACAUCGAGGCCAAACUCGCCCACGCACUCAGCUGCAUGGUUCUGGCUGCGGCGGCACGCACGAAAGCUGCAGCAACACACAUGCAGUCUCUGCAGGCAGGGAGCGGCUCCAGCAGCGCCCCUGCUGCAUCGCCAACAGCACCCGCAACCACGCCACUUGACACUCCUUUAGAGGAGGGGCUUCAAGGCCCAGAUGGAGGAGCUUCUACCGCGCCUUCAGCUAGCAGGCGCGGUGGCCCUAAGCGGCGCCGGCCGAGUGUAACAAUGGCCAGAGGGCGUUCCCGUUCUUCUUCCCCCUUGCUUACAGGGCAUAGCAGCAGCCCGGCGCACAAACCCCGCAACGCAGGCAGCGCAGCAGCUCCUAUGGACCCGGGGACCGCCAGUAGCUCUGUGGCUGUGAGGGGCCCUAUUACAGACGACCCUUCGGAGGCCGCACCGGCUGACGAAGCCCCAGCAGCCACUGAGCAGGCGCCUGACAGCGAUGGCAUCGUAAUUGAGCUGGAGGAUAUCUUCACUACAUACGGGCCGUCCCCAUGUUUGCUGCGCCACAUAAACUGCUUUCAAAAGACUCCUGACUUGCUGCGGCAGCAAAUACGCUAA